Alexandromys fortis (reed vole) is the source of this 10272-nucleotide messenger RNA. It is a transcript of the gene Wnk3, whose product is annotated as WNK lysine deficient protein kinase 3. The coding region runs from base 355 to 5313 and encodes 1652 amino acids. Gene Ontology annotation, molecular function: ATP binding; protein serine/threonine kinase activity; potassium channel inhibitor activity. The transcript is spliced from 22 exons. NCBI's taxonomy places the organism in Eukaryota, Metazoa, Chordata, Mammalia, Rodentia, Cricetidae. Gene Ontology annotation, cellular component: cytosol; cytoplasm. The record is from RefSeq and is a predicted model, not a curated record. Gene Ontology annotation, biological process: positive regulation of potassium ion import across plasma membrane; negative regulation of sodium ion transport; protein phosphorylation.
UCCAGCCGAAUUCUCUGGCUUCAGUACGCGUGCGCCCGGUCAGCUGCGGGGCGAGCGCGAGCUUGGGCUCGCACCCUGCUUCCCCUAACCCCGCCCGCUCUUUCCCUCGCCGCGGCCGCCGGCUCGGUGGGCUCGAGGGGAGACGCACGCACGCGCACAGGACUAGGCGACGAGCUCUCGAGACACCGAGGAGGGGAGUGAGCGGCGUCGGAGGAGGCGUUAGAGGAGGAGAUUGCUAUGGGAAUAUAUGACCACAUAAAAGGAAGUGUAUUCUGAGAAUUCUGAUUCCUGAGAUGUAAGUGGACUGACUGAAGAGUGAAACAGGAAAAAAGUUCAGUGCCAACCUUAGUUAUAAUGGCUACUGAUUCUGGGGAGCCAACUAGCACAGAAGAUUCUGAGAAACCUGAUGGGGUUUCCUUUGAAAACAGGGUUGCUCAGAUUGCUGCACCUCUGAUUGUAGAAGCUAAAAUGAAGGAAAAAACAAGCACCUUCUCUGCUGCUGGGGAAACCAUUGAAAGAAAGAGAUUUUUCCGAAAGAGCGUUGAGAUGACUGAAGAUGACAAAGUUGCUGAAUCUUCCCCUAGAGAUGAAAGAAUAAAGGCUGCAACAAACAUUUCAAGAGUAGAUAAGCUUCCUACCAAUGUGCUGAGAGGUGGACAAGAAGUUAAAUAUGAGCAGUGUUCAAAAGCAACCUCAGAAUCCUCAAAAGAUUGCAUCAAGGACAAAAAUGAAAAGGAAAUGGAAGAAGAAGCAGAAAUGAAGGCUGUAGCAACUUCCCCUAGUGGCAGGUUCCUGAAAUUUGAUAUAGAGCUGGGAAGAGGAGCAUUUAAGACAGUAUAUAAAGGACUGGACACUGAAACGUGGGUUGAAGUUGCUUGGUGUGAACUACAGAGGUACUUAAAACGAUUUAAAGUCAUGAAGCCAAAGGUCUUAAGAAGUUGGUGCAGACAAAUUUUAAAAGGAUUGCAGUUCUUGCACACAAGGACCCCUCCUAUUAUUCACCGGGAUCUGAAGUGUGACAACAUUUUUAUCACAGGACCCACUGGAUCUGUGAAGAUUGGUGAUCUGGGACUUGCAACCUUAAUGCGCACAUCAUUUGCCAAGAGUGUCAUUGGCACUCCUGAGUUUAUGGCUCCAGAGAUGUAUGAAGAACACUAUGAUGAAUCUGUAGAUGUUUAUGCUUUUGGGAUGUGUAUGUUGGAAAUGGCUACUUCAGAGUAUCCAUAUUCCGAGUGCCAGAAUGCAGCUCAAAUAUACCGUAAAGUAACCAGUGGCAUAAAACCAGCCAGCUUCAAUAAAGUCACAGACCCUGAAGUAAAAGAAAUAAUUGAAGGAUGUAUUCGACAAAACAAAUCUGAAAGGCUAUCUAUCAAGGACCUACUAAAUCAUGCGUUCUUUGCUGAGGAUACUGGACUGAGGGUGGAGUUAGCAGAGGAAGAUGAUUGUUCAAAUUCAUCCCUGGCCCUAAGACUCUGGGUUGAAGAUCCUAAAAAAUUAAAAGGCAAACAUAAAGACAAUGAAGCUAUUGAAUUCAGUUUCAAUUUAGAAACAGACACACCAGAGGAAGUAGCAUAUGAAAUGGUCAAGUCUGGAUUCUUCCAUGAAAGUGAUUCUAAAGCUGUUGCUAAGUCCAUUAGGGACCGCGUGACACUGAUAAAAAAGAUAAGGGAAAAGAAGCCUGCUGGAUGCUUGGAGGAAUGCAGGGAUUCCCAGUGCAAGUAUAUGGGCAAUGUAUUUCCUCAGCAGCAGACCACAACUUUACCACCUGCUCCUGGUACACAGACUGUGGCUGAAUGUGAAGAAACAGAAGUUGAUCAGCAUGUUCGACAGCAAAAUCUACAGGGAAAACCACAGCAGCAGUGCUCCUCUGUAAGAGGUGAUACUUCAUCUGAGGCAGCAGCUGGACCAGUUCUACAUUCAGAUACUUCAAGUCUUCCCACUGUAGCCUAUUCUUCAAACCAGACAACUAACUCUCAGUUGCAAGAGCAGCCAAAGCUGACUGAGUCCCCAGUUUUGCCUGUGGUACAAGGUCAGUCUUCUGUUAUGCCCAUAUAUGCCGUUGGACAUGCAGUUGUUUCACAGUCUCAAAUUUCUCCAUUAACUAUCCAGAAGAUCUCACAGAUAAAGCCUGUGUCCCAACCAGUAGGAGGUGAACAACAAGCAGCUCUUCAAAAUCCAGAUUUUGUUCGAAGCUUGAAUCAAGAUGUGACAACUAUGAAAGAAAACACUAAUAACCCUGAUAACCCAAAUGGAAAUGGCAAACAGGAUCGGAUCAAACAGAGAAGAGCCUCCUGUCCCCGACCAGAGAAGGGGACUAAAUUUCAGCUUAUUGUCCUUCAGGUAUCAGUCUCUGGAGAUAACAUGGUGGAGUGUCAACUAGAAACACACAACAACAAGAUGGUCACUUUCAAGUUUGAUGUCGAUGGUGAUGCACCUGAAGAUAUUGCAGACUAUAUGGUUGAAGAUAACUUUGUGCUGGAAAAUGAGAAAGAAAAAUUUGUAGAAGAAUUGAGGGCUAUUGUCGGUCAAGCCCAGGAGAUCCUUCAUGUCCACUCAGCUGCAGAAAAAUCUAUUGGUGUUGACUCUGUUGCCUUGGAAUCCAAUAGUAACCAAACAGGAUCAUCUGAACAAGUACUGAUAAAUUCUGCAUCCACUCAAACCAGCAAUGAAUCAGUUCCUCAGUCAUCCCCAGUUGGUCGGUGGCGGUUUUGUAUCAACCAAACUAUAAAACAUCGUGAGGCACAGUCUCCUCCUUCCCUUCAGCCUUCUGUGGCUACAGUUCCUGGGUUACAUCCAUUUUCUAGUUCAAGAAACACAAGUAAUCAGGAUAUAUCACAGGACACAUUGUUCACUAUAGAGAAUAAUCCAGGCCAGCAUGUAAUUUUCACCUCUAAAUCAGAACACAAGGAUGUGGUUGAUGGUAAUAUCUCUGAAUGUGCUAGUGGAGAAACUGAGCAGCCAACUAUUCACUAUCAAGUGGAAGAUGACAGACAGAUAAGGGCACCAGCUAUUGAUCAUUCCAAUGAUUCUGCUACUUUGGUAUGUCCAGUUUCAGUUGAAUGUGAGGCACUCACCAGCCAAGCAGGCAUGUUCAUGCCUACCCAUCCAUGUCAGCAAGCUGCUGUUCUGGCUGAUGUGCUUCUGGCCCAUCCUGGUGAAUCGGUUCAGAUUGGUGAUAAUGUUGUUCUAACUUCAGCAUUUGUAUCUUCUGAUCAAAAGCCUCAACCAACUAUAGAUGCAGAGUUCAUUUCACAAGAAGUAGAAACCACAGUGAACACUGAAACAAGUUCUCCUAAGGCAGUCCUUGCCACUCAGACUCCUGGCUUUGAACCAGCUACACAUCUUCCUGCUACUGUCCUGGAAUCAGAUGGGGAACGACCUCCAAAAAUGGAGUUUGCAGACAACCGAAUUAAAACGCUGGAUGAAAAAUUAAGAAACCUGCUCUAUCAGGAGCACAGCAUUUCUAGCAUUUAUCCUGAGAGUCAGAAGGAUACUCAAAGCAUAGACUCUCCAUUUUCUUCCUCUGCUGAAGAUAUACUAUCCUAUUCAAUGCCAGAAAUCAUAGCUGUCAGUCACUGUGGGAUUCAAGAUAGUCCCACACAAUCUCCGAAUUUCCAACAGACAGGCUCUAAGAUUCCGUCCAAUGCAGCUGCAAGUCAGCCUGCUAAUGUAUCAGUGUUCAAAAGAGACUUGAAUGUGAUAACUUCUGUACCCAGCGAGUUAUGUUUACAUGAGAUGUCCUCAGAUGCUUCACUUCCAGGGGAUCCAGAGGCCUAUCCUGCUGCUGUGUCAAGCGAUGGAACCAUUCAUCUGCAGACAGGAGUGGAAACAGAAGAUAAAAGAUCAGCAAUUGCUUCUGAUCCCAUUCCUCUGCCACGAGCAUUCUCAGCUGAUACUAGGGCUUUGAGCAGAUGCAAAGCAAUGGGUGGAUCAUUUCAGCGGGGCCGUUUCCAGGUGAUUACAGUUCCUCAGCAGCAGUCAGUGAAAAUGAUGUCUUUUGGAAAAGAACACAGACCUCCAUUCAAGAAAACAACAGUCCAGUACAGUGAACAAGCAGCAGCCUUUGCUGAAACUGCAGUAUCUCAGUUGAUCGAAGUGGAACCUGCCAUGCCCACUCCUAAAGCGUCAGAUUCUUCACGAAAGUUACGAACUCUUUGUGAAACUUUUAAAGAAGAUAAAAGAGAGCCUGAACAAGGUGACAUCUUCUCAUCUUUCAGCACAGCUUGUGAAACCAGUGUGUCUUCAGUGACUACAGAAAAGAACUUGGAAGAAACUUCAACUACAGGAAUCAGUGUGCAUUCUGGGUCUGAACCGUUAGAUAAAGAAACAGAGGAAUUGACUCCUGGGAAACAGCCAUAUGAAUUUUCGGCCCCUCUUGCUGGUAAUGGAAAGUCAGUGGCAAAAUCUGGUUCAAAGAGUGAUAAGUAUUUACCACUCAGUAAAGAGCAAGCCUAUGUUCAAACACAGAGUUCACUCUUCUAUUCUCCAUCUUCACCAAUGAGCAGUGAUGAUGAAUCAGAAAUUGAGGACGAGGACUUGAAAGUAGAGCUUCAAAGAUUACGAGAAAAACACAUUCAGGAGGUGGUCAAUCUUCAAACACAGCAGAAUAAAGAGCUGCAGGAGCUCUAUCAACGCCUUCGAGCAACUAAAGAUAGCAAAGUGCAAUCUUCAGAGAUUCCUUCAUCACCUGCUUCACCACGUCGGCCAAGAUCUUUCAAAAGUAAACUCCGAAGCCGCCCUCAAUCUUUGACACAUUCAGACAAUGUCAUUGUUGUAAAAGAUGCUCUGUGUGUGGAGAGUAAUACAGCAUCACGCCAACAAUCUUCAGCCAGUAAAAAGGGGAUGUUCACAGAUGAUUUACACAAGUUGGUGGAUGAUUGGACAAAGGAAACAGUAGGAAAUUUUCCUAGUAAGCCAAGUUUAAACCAACUCAAACAGAGCCAACAAAAAUUAGAGACAGAAAACUGGAACAAAGUAUAUGAAAGUACUCCGUCUACUAUGGGCUACACAUCAACAUGGAUAUCUUCUCUCUCCCAAAUUCGUGGCGCUGUCCCAACUUCCUUACCACAAGGACUCCCACUCCCUUCAUUUCCUGGGCCAUUAUCAUCAUAUGGAAUGCCCCAUGUUUGUCAGUAUAAUGCUGUAGGGGCCACGGGGUAUCCAGUACAGUGGGUAGGAAUUUCGGGAACAGCACAGCAGUCUGUAGUGGUUCCUGCCCAAUCUGGGGGACUCUUCCAGCCCGGGAUGAAUUUGCAGGCAUUUCCAGCUUCACCAAUGCAGAAUCCGGCAUCAAUCCCUCCUGGUCCUAAGUGAAUCCAAAUAGAUGCUGAAACAAGGGGAGAGGACUUUCAUCAAAUACCUGUGAUACUAAACUUUCUUCUUGAGUUCUGCCAUAUUUUCUCUCAUUUGAGCCCACUUUCAACUGUGUUUUUUGUUGUUCCAAUACGAUAUUUGGUACAUCUCAUCAUUCUGUAGUAAUGUGCGCUUUGCACAUAGAAUACUGCACACAGAAAUGUUUUUCACUUCAAAUCCUAUCCUCUUUGAUACUUGAUUUUUAAAAAAUACUGUUCAGAAUGCUUUAAUAAGCUCGGUUUGAGUGUUACCAUUUCCAGGACACUUUCAUGUGUUGCUGAGAAGCUCUCACCCCACUUUUUUAUGCUGCUACCAGCAGUUGUAUAAUACUUUUCUUUAAAGUGUGUAAAAACUAUGUAGAUUGGUUCUCCCCAAAUGUGGAUGAGGUAAGACUCUCCAAUCGCCAGUCUUGUGGGAUUUGUCACAACUGUCUUGGGUUUACUCUUCACAGAAGGCAGUAAGUAACUGGCUGCAGGAAAUGUUUUGAUGUAUAACUUUAGUAUACUUUUGUCAAGCAGUCCAGAACAUGAGUUUUUAAUGUGAUUUUCUUCCCGUCAUCACAGCAGUAGGAGUGAGGGGUUGUUUUAGGUGAGGCGGAGGGAAAGAAAAAAACAGAACUGUAACAGUUCCUUGAACCUACAGCUACUAGAGCUGCUUUUGGGUUCCGGUAAUAACCCAAAGCAGCCAUUUUUUCUCAUGUGCACACUGCUUUGGUUUUGAGCAUCUGAGAGGCACUGACUUGGCUUGCAUUCUUUUGCUAGGUAUUGCAGCUGAUGUGAAUCUCAUUUGGGGUAAUCCUUGUAAUCCUAAACAAGGAGAUUCAGGUUAACACUUCUGUCAAUCCAUUCUUCUAAAGUGAAAUGUACUUGACACAUUAGGGUUUGUAGCUUUUGAGACUUUUACAUAAAACACUGGCUUUACAGGGUUCUAAGAAAUGGAGGAUCCACACCAUCCUGCAGUGAAAUAGUACAACCUAGGAUGAUAUUAUUUAAAUUGCCUUUAACCUUUUUUGAUGACAGUUUUUUGGUUGUUAUAAUUUCUUACUAGUAUCUAUAGUCUUAGACCAUUUUAGAUGUUAGAUGUGUUUGUCAGCCUCUUGAAAAUUUGAGAGAAUUCACUGUCAAGUUGCACUUUACUGGGUUUUAUCCAGUUUUAGGAGGAAAGGAGGCAGUGUCAAAAUGUACGCCUUUGGUUUUUAGGAAGGUUAACUUCAGUAAUCUUAAAGAUUAGUCACAGGGUUACCUAAUAGUCAGUCUGUGAAACCCAAAUAGAAUUUUUACAUGCUAUAUUAUCAGCUACUAAGUACACAUGUUCAAGUGACUUAACAUUCACUGAAGCUUUGAAAGUCGUUUCUAAUACGUUUUUCUAUUUAAAAAUUCUCUUGGUAACCAUUCCAAAUUGUGUUCAGUGUUUCUGUUAACAGAUUUUCCUCCCUGUUCCUCUAAAAAAAAACUUACUCCCAUGGACUUGCCGGGAAGCUAGAAGAACUUUUCUUUUUAUUUCAUACAGUACACUUUGUGACAGUCGGUACACUUUUUAAGAAGUUGUCUUCUAUUACUUACCUAAAGGUCACACCCACCAUCCCAUUUUUGUCACUGGUACUGGGGGCAUUCUGUGGAUUGCUAUUGGGUGUUAAUGUAGUGCAGUUGCUUGCAUUGCAGUGUUUUCCAUGUGUACAAAACUGUGCUCCUAAAACCCAUAGUUCCUUAAAACUGGGUUUCAUUAUAAGUUGGUUUCGUAUAAUUAUAUUGAGAUAAACAACCUAUAAGGUGAAAUACUACAGGUUUUAAGAUGGGAUCUUCUCUAGUUGCAAUCAUUUUAAACCGUGUGCCCCAGAAUGAAAAAAACUCCACGGGUUACAUGUACAAUCCCAUUUACUAGUGGCUGCUCUACAUAGUAUGUUCUGUGUUUUGUUAAACAUCUCAGUUUUACAUAUAAUUCAUCAUUAUUGUUUGCCUGCAGAUGUUUGCAGUGCCUUGUAAUAUUUAGAAUCUUUUCAGGUUUUGCUGGAAAGAAAAGUCAUCUUCUAAAGUUUGAAGAUGGGGAAUAGUGUACUGCUGUCUCCAUGCUGACUGCAGUAUCUGGGUUAACAUAUAUAUUACAUAUACAUUAUGUAUAUGUAAUGUGUAGAAGUUAAAGCGUACAGAAAAAGGGAGUGUUCAGAAAUGAAGAAAACAAUGUUAUUCACUUUGCUGUGGGGUUUUCUUUACUUUUUUAUUUUUUAUUUGAUUCAGAUUAUAGUCACUUUGAUUGUAAAUAUUGGUUAGUUUUCUAGAGGGGGAUUUGUAUUAUUUCUUAAUUUUGCUAAGUUAGAAUAGUGCUGUUUCCGUCCUUGCCUGAAGUACUUUUUCUCUCCCAUAAAUAAUGAAUCAGAUAAUGCUCAGAAGUUCUCUUUAACAAAGAGCCUAGUACAUAUAACAUGCCUUCUGCUCAUUUCUAGAAGUGCAUAUAAUGGGCCUUCUGUUCAUUUCUAGAAAGCACGCAAACCUUUUCAUUUUCUUUCUUGUAAUAAACGUAAAGGUUGUGCUUAACCACUGUCUUGUGAAGUUUGCUUGGGAGGUAGUCUGUAUGUCCAGCCGCUCUGUUUACUUCUCCAAGUGCACAUCUGAUGAGCAGCAUUGUGUCUUCAUGUGCGGCAACAUAAGCACUCCACCAUGAAGCACUGCUGUUGUGUCUGUGAAGUUGGGUGUAACAUCCUAAGACUGUGAAACCAUUACUGGUGUAUUCAGUGCAGAUAAACCCUUCAUAUACCUGGAGCACUCUUGAAUCUAAAGUAAUUUGCUGUAAGUUAACAAAUAAUCCUGCAGUUUUUCAUCUCUUCCUUGCUUCAUAUCAAGCAUAUGUUCUAAUAGUUUGACAGGAAAACUUAACUGUGAAAGUUUAAAAGGCACUUCCGCUGUGAUUUUUGGGUUGAGUGUAGAGUGUUUUUCUAAAGUUAUAAUGGAAUGUUUGUCAUCUGAAGACCCCAGAUUUAAUUGCAGUCCAGUUACUUUUGUUUAUCUACCUCGUUUUUCAGUACUGUUUUAGGUGCACAAGUAAAUGUUGCCUGUGAAACUUGCUCUUUUGCUUUGAUUCUUUAUGUUGUUUAGAUUCUCAAUCUGGCUUGCCUUUUCAUCCUAGCACUCACCAUGCGUGUGAGAUGAGAGGACCCAUCAUUCUGCCACCAGUCUGUGUUUAAGUGAUGAGAGCCAUAUACCUAAGUGUUAUAAAGUUAGGGGAUUUGGGGAUGGAAAGCAAAGAGAGAAAUCAAAUUGGUGGCAAUAUAAGACUUAGUGGUGGGAGUUAGUUUUCAAAUAAACAAAUGUUGCAGAUGUAUUGAAGUGAGAUGGUCCCAGUGCCUGAGAAUGCUUUCUCAUCUCGGUUUCUAAAGGGCUAUGGGUUGAAAUUGCUUUAACUACUACAGUGAAAUACUUGACCUCCUAGACCCAUCUUCAAAAUAUUGCCUGGUAUUUACAGUGACGGUUUGUUUUCUUGAAAUGGCAGAAUGCAUUUCAUAGUUGGUAGUAAGGGUUUAGAUAGUUGUUUAUCUAAUCCCUGUAGUUUAUGGAGUUGACUCUCUUUGCUGUAUUUUCUAAGCAUUAAAAAUAAUACAUUCCCUUUUCCCCCUUUUAAAAGAACCCAGCAAAUGUUUGUAACUGGAUAUUUCCUGUUUCACAUGUUUACCAUGUAAUAGUACAUUUUUAAUACUAGUACAUGUUGUAUUUCAGUCAUCGUUUCUAAGUACAUUUCUGAGGUAUAUUUGCCAUCAAUUCAGUUACCUCAUGUUCUGUUUGAUUAAGAAAAAUCUGAGCCUUCUGAGGUGGUAUGCAAGCCAUUUUCUAGAAUAGAAUGUUUGGUUGGUUUUUUUAUCGGUAGUUUACCAGGGACUUAUUUUGCCUCCCUUUCUUUAGAAGAUGUAAUAGAAAGGUUUGUAUGUAUAGAAAAGGCUUUUGAUUUGGUAAUUAUAAUUCUAGGGUUAAAAUUUUAAAAUCUAAUCCAGAUUACAAAAUGAAAACACUCAAACAUAGUAAAAAAUUCUUCUAAGUAAAAUUAGUAUGCAGUUUAUAUGGAGCCGUACUCUCAGGCCACCCUGGAAAUAGUCUUCUUUUUGUGUGUAUGAAGGAUAAAUUCAAACAUUGAUCCAGGGAUCUUGAUGACUAAUGUAAAUGGGCCCAAAGUAGUAGCCAGGUUAAAGUUCCUUUCCACUAAGAUGGUUGAAAGAGUGUACACAUCAACAGCUCAGAUUCUGGAAGGUUUUCUCUGAAGUAAAACAAUGCAGACUGUUACAAAGCCAGAAGUCAGGCAAGAGGGCAAGGGAAGGACUAAGCUCUGAAGGGACAAUGCUCUAAAAUGUGCACUAGUCACCCUUCUAGCUUUUUUACAUUGUAUUUCUUUUGAUAUAAUUUCAGAUUUAAGAUUGAGAUUUGUAGCCCAGACCCCUCAGCAGAUACAGUGGAUAUAGUGAUUGAUGAGAAAGUGCAGCUGAAGGUCUGUCAUGCUCAGUCACUUAAAACUGUAAUUUGUUUAAUACAAAUAGUAAGCAUGUAGACCUAAUGCAGCAUGGGAGCCACUCAGGAAGUUUAUGCAAUUAAACUUUCAUGCAUAUUUACCGUGAAGUAUGUAGAAUUUCAGCCAAUUCUCAACACUUAACAUUUAGUUAUAUAUGUGAACUCUCCUUUCUUAAUUUGGGAAUGUAGCAUUAUAUAGAAUGCUGUUCAGUUUAAUUUUAGCCCUUUUUAACAUUACCUUUUCUUCUUUUCCUUUUUUUUUUUUUUUGGUAAGCCAAGUGAUCUACCCUUCAUCAGUUGUCUGGUUUUGAUUCUUCGAAACUGUGAUUUUUAUUUUAAUUUUUACCCAACUGUUGUUAAGUAUUUUGUUUCCUGGAAUUUUGUUUGAAACAAAAAUAAAGGCUGUGUUAAAUUACUAUGUCACCUUAUUAAA